Molecule: messenger RNA, 1563 nt
Organism: Clonostachys byssicola
Lineage: Eukaryota; Fungi; Ascomycota; Sordariomycetes; Hypocreales; Bionectriaceae
Source: the annotation of a GenBank genome assembly
AUGAUUCGCCGUGUUGUCCCAUCGCUAGUCAUGGGCGAGGAAGUCGCCAGAAGAGUCGACCUCCCACCAGAAAUCUGGACAGAAAUAUUUACUUAUUUUCUUCCCUCUGAGCCAGAGGGAAUCUUUCAACAACACUUGCCUCAACAAGACGAUUGGAAAGAUUCGCUACGCGACCUCCGCACAUUCUGUCUGGUCUCCCGUCGAUGGCGCCUUACUGCCCAGCCGAUUCUGUAUCAGAGCCUCAUUAUCGACAACCCCAGUCGCCAUGGUUUGGAUAUGAAGCUAUUGAGAACUCUAGCUUUGACUCCUGGGCUAGCCAGCCAGGCACGGACUUGCAAGCUGCUUGAUAUUGGGCGGCAGGGGCAAGGGGUGGAAAAACUACUUUCUGCCAUCUUACGAGCACGUUUGCUGGAUAAAUAUCGCCCUCCUUCAGAGGGACUCGCGGCGAUCACUCUUGCAUUGACCACGAAAGCACGACGCAUUGAGAUUAGUCCUGGUCCCCAGCCUUACGGCCUGAUUUGGAUGCUGAGCGGAUCACUUGAUAUACAAGAGGGGAACCCCGAGAGCUUCUUUCGUUUCCCGAAACCGGUGACGGAAUGGACGAAUGUGACAACAAUCCAAGGCGAUGUUGCCAAAGGGAUCAAUAGCCUGUCCUCUCAUUUACCACGCGCAAGAGAUCCAAGCGAAGCUGACAUUCGGCUCUAUGGCGUGAGAGCCUUUGCCAACUAUGGGCUGCUACACCUUACAGAUUUGCAUCUGAAUUUUGAAAAUGAGGACAACAGGCUAGUAGAUUUGGCAGCUAUCAGAAUUCUCUUCCACCACCCGAGCCUGGAAAUAUUGCGACUUUCAAACAUCAACUGGCUUACGGAGCCAGGAGAGGAGAUGGGCAAUCAAGUCAUCGAGAACAAAAUUCACACUGUUGACCUUCGCAAUUCCACCGUUAAUGCGUUCUCAAUAAGGCAUAUUCUGAUCAGCUUCUCUUCUCUACGCUAUUUCUCAGCCGAGCUACAUGAAAAUAACCGUUGGAGACCACGAGAAGAUGAGGAUUAUUUUGACUUGAACUUCUGGGAGUUCGAGUCAGCCGAGUUUGGUGCUGCCCUAAGGAGACAUGGACGAAGUCUUGUCGAGCUUAGAUUGGAAACAUGGCAGUACUACUACGACGACUGGGAACGGAGUAUGUCAAGGGCCUUCGGCUCGCUUACUCAGAUCCCCCUUCGCAGGCUAGAGGCUGAGCUGCAUGAGCUUGUCCCUGGAUAUAGGAAUCUAGCUAAUGAUGAGAUCGAAGUGCUCAUGAGUGUUCUCCCUCUAGAGCUCGAGGAGCUGACCAUUCUGGGCCCAAAAAGGGAUAUCUUGGUUGGAAUUGGAUCUUUUCUGCGCAACUGCAUGAGCAGGCCGCUUCGGGUGGUGAACUUGGAGAUGGUUGACUCGAGCCCUCUCGAUGAGAGUGAAACAAAGGAAAUUGAUGGUUGGAUUAUGGAGCAGGACUGCAGAUAUACACGAACCGCUGCUGGCCGUGAUUUGAUUAGAUUUGUGUCCUUUGUCAAGGUACGCGUUCGCACUUGA